AUGGCUCUCCGCGAAUUCCUCUCGUCUAUCGGCGAGGAGGUGCUUGAUGCCGAGGAAGAAUCCUUCUUCCUGUUCAGCCUCGACAUCCCCUCCAACAACCUGGGGUUCUGCGACUCGCGCGCCUCCACCGUCGACCUCACCAUCCACGGCCGCGACUACACAAUCCACCAGUCGCCUACUCUAUUAUCGUCGAAGAGGGAGGGCGGCACCACGGGGGCUGUCCUCUGGAAAAUAACCCCCCUCUUCGCCGAAUGGAUAUCGUCAACCUCCAAUCCAUUCUGGCGGCCGCCAAACCACAUCCUGCCUUCGUCCGCGACAGUCAUCGAGCUAGGCUGCGGCAUCUCCGGGCUUGUAGCCCUGACGCUCGCUCCCCUGGUUGGAAAGUAUGUUGCCACUGAUCAGGAAUAUGUCCGGAAACUGUUCCGGCAGAACAUUGACGAGAACGCUGCCUCUUCGUCGGCGCCCAUAUCCAAUCGGAAAAAGAAGGGCAGCAGCGGCAGCAAAAAACCAUCCCGCUCUAGCAAGAACAAGGCCAGUAAUGCUGACGAUAAUAAGAAUAACAAUAUAAAAUUCAUCCCGUUAGACUGGGAACUCGACAUCCCUAGUAACGACGUCUUACACGGUGAAGAUGAUAAUAGAACCACUACGAGAACAGCAACAACCACCAACGGCUUUGACCUCCUCAUUUCCUGCGACUGCAUCUACAACGAAGCCCUCAUCCCAUCCUUGGUGCGCACAUGCGCUGAUAUAUGUGCAUUGAGAGCUUCUUCAUCUUCUCUGUUCACCUCUCGCUCAAACAAAGACGACCAAGAGGUAGAAGAAUCAGGACGAUCAGGAGUCGACGAACAUGAACAUGAAAAUGAUGAUUAUGAUUAUGAUUAUGAUAAUGAUAAUCAAAAACAAGAGACAACCCCGACGAUUGCCAUUAUCGCGCAACAGCAGCGGUCUCCAGAUGUGUUUGAGUCGUGGCUGAGGGAGUCGAUGCGGUUUUUCCGCGUUUGGAGACUUGAUACUCGCGUUCUUGCAACAGAGAAUCAAACGGGGUUAGGCGAGGGGAGUGGUUAUGUGGUUCAUGCGCUUGUAUUGAAGGGCGAGGUUACUUGA
Messenger RNA from Talaromyces atroroseus, 1104 nucleotides. RefSeq lists its product as hypothetical. The coding region runs from base 1 to 1104 and encodes 367 amino acids. NCBI's taxonomy places the organism in Eukaryota, Fungi, Ascomycota, Eurotiomycetes, Eurotiales, Trichocomaceae. The record is from RefSeq and is a predicted model, not a curated record. The transcript is spliced from 3 exons.